AUGUCAUCAGAAAUGCCUUCAACUCCUCCACGGGAGAGAGCUGCUGGGCCGGGGCAACUCCCCCGUGGCCCCAUUACGCCUGAGCAGAAGAGAAAGAUCGAAGAAAAUCGUAUGAAAGCCAAAGCUCUACGGGAGCAACGCGAAGCAGAACUUGCCAAAGGGCCUCCUACAAGCCGCCCGGCAUCAACACAAGGAGUCAAGCGCUCAUUCAACUCUAUGACUGGGUCGAACCCUUCAUCAAUACGCGAUGCACGCUCAAACACGGGCUCGUCUGAUCGCCCACUUGAUGCGAUAAAGCCUGCGCGAAACCUCACAUCCUAUGUCGACUAUGAUUUCAGUAGUAUGACCGAUACCAAGGGAGGGUUCCUGACUCAUGAAGACGAUCCAUUUAAUAAGGCAUUGCAUGCCUCGCAUGACAAGACCCCUCAAAAGCCAGCCAAUAUGACACAGAAGGAAUGGGAACGUCAGCAAUUAAUGGAAUCUCUACGACGAAAUCGCCAAGGACCCUUUGAGCCAGGACUGAGUGUUCUGGAAGACAAGAGCAAGCAAAAAUUAUGCCGUGAAUGUGGCAGCCUCGAGAUUGAUUGGAAGUGGGAAGAGGAGCUUAAGUGUCGUAUUUGUAAUGCGUGCAAGGAAAAAUUUCCAGAGAAGUAUAGUUUAUUAACUAAAACAGAGGCAAAGGAGGAUUAUCUUUUGACAGACCCUGAGCUUCGAGAUGAAGAAUUACUUCCCCAUCUUGAACGACCCAACCCACACAAGUCAACCUGGAAUAACAUGAUGCUAUUUCUUCGCUUCCAGGUCGAAGAAUAUGCAUUCUCUGAUAGGAAGUGGGGGUCUUCAGAAGCAUUGGAUGCUGAAUUUGAAAGACGCGAGAGCGACAAGAAACGGCGACGCGAAGCCAAGUUCAAAACUAAACUGCAAGAUCUGAAAAAGCGUACGCGAGUGGAGGCACACCGGCGUAACCGACAGGGCGGUGCUGGUGGAGAAUUCGGUGAUGAUCUCAGUACCAGCCGGAAACAUGUACACCAAUGGGGCCGACCAGUGGAUAAUCCAGAGACUGGUAUGCCUGUCAAGACGUGUGUGGAUUGUGGCAUGGAGGUUGAAGAGUUGGAGUUUUGA
Molecule: messenger RNA, 1119 nt
Organism: Penicillium malachiteum
Lineage: Eukaryota; Fungi; Ascomycota; Eurotiomycetes; Eurotiales; Aspergillaceae
Gene: rad14
Product: DNA repair protein RAD14
Exons: 3
Coding region: 1-1119 (372 amino acids)
Biological process (GO): UV-damage excision repair; nucleotide-excision repair, DNA damage recognition; nucleotide-excision repair involved in interstrand cross-link repair
Cellular component (GO): nucleotide-excision repair factor 1 complex
Molecular function (GO): damaged DNA binding
Source: RefSeq, a predicted model, not a curated record